Cotesia glomerata is the source of this 858-nucleotide messenger RNA. RefSeq names its product serine/threonine-protein phosphatase 6 regulatory ankyrin repeat subunit C-like. NCBI's taxonomy places the organism in Eukaryota, Metazoa, Arthropoda, Insecta, Hymenoptera, Braconidae. The transcript is spliced from 3 exons. Gene Ontology annotation, molecular function: protein binding. The coding region runs from base 1 to 858 and encodes 285 amino acids. The record is from RefSeq and is a predicted model, not a curated record.
AUGCUACAGCACUGGAUUCUAAUUAAUGACACUUACUUGAAGAAACAAGUGAAACUUCUUAAUGAUUUAUUAGAUAAAUCAGCAGACAUAAUUGAAGAAAAAUCGUUUAGACAAGUCUUAUUUAAUGUUGCACUAAAAGCUAAAGAUUAUCCUGCGCUGAAAAUUCUUGUUGAUCAUGUAUCUAACAAUAAUAUUACCGAAAUAAUCUACUAUAAAUUACUAUUUAAUUUAAUGAAUGGAAGCUAUUUUGAUCUUGUUGAAAAACUAUUAACGAAAUGUACUCAUUUUGAUAUUAAUAAGAUGAUGAUAAUGACAGAAGUUAAUUUGCUAAACUUAGCCAUUGAGAAGAGAUGUGAGACAGCUCUUUAUACGGCAUGCGAAGAAGGAUCUCUUUGUAUUGUGAAUUUUCUCUUGGAUAAUGGAGCAAAUUUCGACGUUAAAGUGAGUAAAGAAGGCAACAUUUAUUGUCCUAUCCAUAUUGCUAUUGAAAGUGGUCACCUAGACAUUGUUAAAGAACUUCUUGAUCGUGGAGAAGAUGCUAAUAAAAGCUGUAUACGUAACUCUGGACAGAAAUCGUCAUUCGGUCUCGCUUGUUACUAUAGACGUUUAAAUAUCGUUGAAUUGUUAGUCAAACGAGGUGUUGAUGUAAGCAUUAAUGUGAGCACUCGUGGAGCACUAGUUCUACAAGCAUUUCCUAUUGAUACAUACUGUAUUAAAAGUGAAGAAACUAACACCUUCAUUAAUCUCUUAGGACUAGAAAAUGUUCAGCUGGAUGUAAAAGAUCAAAACGGUCUAAAUUACAUUUACGCGGCUGUUUUUAAUCGAUACGCAACAGUCGACUUGGAGUUGCAGCAGUAA